AUGAACAGAAGUAUGGAGGCACACGCGUUUCUUGUAAAAAAAGGAUUUAAAGUCAAAUCCUUUGGAACUGGUGAAAAAGUUAAAUUACCUGGAACUUCAGCUGAUAGACCCAAUUGUUACGAGUUUGGAAUUGCAUAUGAUGAUAUUUAUAAUGAUUUAUUAGAAAAAGAUAAAUCUUAUUAUACUCAAAAUGGUCUGUUACAUAUGCUUGACCGGAAUCGUAGGAUCAAACCUUGUCCUGAGAAAUUUCAAGCAUCUAAUGAAAUAUUUGAUGUAGUUAUAACAUGUGAAGAACGAGUUUAUGACCAAGUUAUUGAAUGGUUUGUCUCUAGAAAAACAGUUUGUAACCAGCCGGUUCAUAUUAUCAACAUUGAUAUUCAAGAUAAUCAUGAAGAAGCAACUAUUGGUGCAUUUCUUAUAAGUGAUAUGGUUACUAAGAUGUCUCAAAGUGACGAUUUGGAUAAUGAUAUUGAUGAGCUGUUACAUGAGUUUGAAUCAAAAUGUCAUAGACCAAUAUUAAAUAGCAUAAUGUUUUAUUAA
Messenger RNA from Leptosia nina, 540 nucleotides. The record is from the annotation of a GenBank genome assembly. Lineage: Eukaryota; Metazoa; Arthropoda; Insecta; Lepidoptera; Pieridae.